Molecule: messenger RNA, 4662 nt
Organism: Pararge aegeria (speckled wood butterfly)
Lineage: Eukaryota; Metazoa; Arthropoda; Insecta; Lepidoptera; Nymphalidae
Product: proton-coupled amino acid transporter-like protein CG1139
Exons: 9
Coding region: 87-1499 (470 amino acids)
Biological process (GO): amino acid transmembrane transport
Cellular component (GO): vacuolar membrane
Molecular function (GO): amino acid transmembrane transporter activity
Source: RefSeq, a predicted model, not a curated record
CGCAGCCGCAACGCGCAAGUGACAUAGUACUGCCAGCCGUCUCCGAAGCGGCAUUUAAUAUCAAUCAAUCAAAUAAUACCGAAAAAAUGAAGACCAAAGAGAAGAUUGACAUCAGUCACAUCAGUGGGGGCGCGGUCGCUAUCAACGACGAAAGCUGCAUUGAGGAGGGAUACAAAGGGUUUGCGUCUCGGCAACAGAUCGUGAACCUGGAAGGCAAGAGUCAGCUUGAAGAGAACAGCACUGACAAUCACCACCACCAUGUCACACAUCCGACCUCAUAUUUGGACACUCUCCUGCAUCUGUUCCGGGGCAACAUCGGCUCUGGGCUGCUGGCGAUGGGAGACGCCUUCAAGAAUGGCGGUAUCAUCUUCUCUCCCUUCAUGACCAUUUUUCUCGGGAUCAUCUGCGUCCAUUCGCAACAUUUACUUCUGGACUGUUCCGAGGAGAUGUACAGGAAAACAAAGAGGGCCAAGCCGCCAGGGUUUGCCGACACCGUGGCGCUUGUAUUCGAGUACGGGCCAGUGCGGCUACGGCGCCUGGCGCCUGCCAUGAAGUUGCUCGUCAACAGCUUUCUUUGCAUCACGCAGCUAGGCUUUUGCUGCGUUUACAUCGUCUUCAUAGCCAACAACAUAAAAAUGAUAUGUGACCAAUAUGAAAUACAUAUAGACCUUUCGAUUCACAUGAUGUUUGUGUUCGUACCGAUUCUUAUAAUAUGUAUGAUACGAAACCUGAAGUAUCUGACGCCGUUCUCUACACUUGCUAACGUGCUGAUGGCGAUAGGCGUGGGUGCCGUAUUGUAUGAAGCCACUCAGGAUUUGCCUCCAGUAGACUCGAGGGUUUAUUUGGCCUCCUGGUCUCAGCUGCCACUAUACUUCGGAACUGCCAUUUACGCUUUCGAGGGCAUUGGACUGGUAUUGCCCCUAAAGAAUGAAAUGAGAAAUCCCGAGCAGUUCCAGAAGCCACUAGGAGUAUUGAAUGUCGGCAUGGUGGUCGUCGCCAGCAUAUUUGUCACGGUGGGCUUCCUAGGGUACCUCAAGUGGGGAGACGAUGUCGCUGGAAGUCUGACUCUCAACUUGAAGCCUGGAUAUGUGUUGAGCAUGACGGUUCAGAUACUGAUAACCCUCGCGAUGUUGUUAACCUACCCGCUGCAAUUCUACGUGCCCAUCUCGAUCACGUGGCCAGCCUUACGUAAAAAGUACGCACAGAAAUCGUCCGUCAUCAAGGAGUUGGGUUUCAGAUCCGUUUUGGUGCUGGUUACCUUUGUACUAGCGGAGUCGAUUCCACAGCUUGGCUUGUUCAUCUCACUCGUGGGUGCCGUGAGCAGCACAGCACUGGCACUCGUGUUUCCGCCGGUCAUCCAGCUGGUGUCCACGUACCAGGACAAGAACGGCGUCCCGCUUCUCAUGGCCUUCAAGAACGCCUUCAUCAUCCUUCUGGGUAUAUUCAUAUUCAUCACCGGCACCUAUGAGAGCGUCGCUUCGAUAGCGCGCGCGUUUUAGAGUUUACAUAUUAUUAUAUUAUAUUCUAGAGUAAGAAUGUUAGGGAAAAUAGUUUACUGUUAUUUUGUAUCCCAAGGUAUUGUUCAGCUUUACUGGAGCCUUUAGGGUGUUUUACCCAAUUUCUUUAUGCGCUAGCACAGUUAAGAGCCCACUAUACCUCGGUAUAUACCACUAAGUAUAUGUCCUUGGUCUCGUAUCUCACAACAGACAUGCGACGGGAGUAAAUUUCGCGGUGAUUGCUGCCAAAAGUCACUGUCACACAAUGACAUUAUUUUGUAUUCAAUUUAAUUUAUAAAGCACAUUGCAUACACAUACAUUUAUAAUACAAGAUUUAAGAGAUUUUUUUGUGCGCAGCCAUUUUGAAAAUUAUAUACAUAAUUCCACGAAUUUCUAAAACACAAGUAGGGCAUUGUACCUAUAGCAGGGAAACCGAUUUUAUUGCGGAUUCUCUGUAUCGAAAAAAUCAUUUACUGAAGAAUAGCGUGUUAUAUAGGAUAUUAUGCAGUAACAUAUUAUAGAUAAUCCACUGAAUUCUCUGUAAUGUUUUUAUAGUUGAGUCGUAAGUUGAGUGAAGUUAUAAAUUAAUAAAUUUUCGGAUUGUGUAAACUCCUAAGCAGACUGGUUGCUGCAGUGUCACCAGGCCCUAGCGAGUAAGAAAGCUCUGCUAGGGCGUGUAAAAAUUAGGUACAACACCUUCGUUAAAGGCUGACCCCAGUAGGUAAGGCUGAAACCACACUUUGGGAUUAAUGCGAUGUUUCAACGAAAGCGACAUUUUACACUUAUUUAAUAGCUUUAUUAAAAACGCGACAAAUCUUAUCCGAAUUCGAGUACGAUUUUUUUUAUAUACACAAGAAUGUAUUAUCUUGUUGGUCCCAUUUGAACUUAGUGAGAAUCUUUUCUUUGGAGAUAAAGUACGCAAGUCCUAAAAGGACACUAGAAAAUUACGCAAUUAGUGCAAUAAUAUUAGUAAAUAUUGUAGUUUUUUUUAAUCUAUACGCGCAUUUUAUAGGGAUCUUAUUGCCGAGGCCUAGUAGUAGCCUAUAACAUAAUCACUUCUUGGACCCAGUUUGCCCUUAAAUUGCAUAGUUGGCACUGACUUCUUCUACUUGCCCUCAUCCUUUCGAGCAUGUAGUUUUAUUUUCCGUAAGCACUACAAAAAUCUGAUAUUGAAAGUACAAAAGUACUACUGUAAGUCAUUUCCUAUAUUAUUUUAAUAGAAUAGGUAGAAUAAAUAUUACAGGGUAUUUUGUUUUAGCGCAGUCAGUAAGGCGAAAACUUAAAUUACCUACUAUAUUACUACUUAGAUUUUCGACUCACUAACAGCUCUCACAAUUAAACCCUGUAGGUAUCAUGUGAUAUGCAAUUAUAAAUUGGGUAUUAUAAUAAAGUGAUAGUUUUGUGAUGAUCUAUUAGGUAUUAUUUAAUUAAUUUAAUAUAUUUGCUGCCUAAGAAAUCUUCUGAAUUUUGUAAUAGAUAAGUAUUAAAACAUAAAAAUACCUAAUGAGAAUAAUUCGAGUUACCGAUUAUCAGUUGUGAUGCUCAUUUCGAUUUUUUGAAGAUAAAUAUUUACGUUAAUUUGAACUUAGAAGCAUAAUCGUAUUCGAUGAUAGGUACAUAAAUAUACGUACCUACCCGAGUAAGUACCUAUUCAGUUAAUUAAGUGGUCUGCAAUUAGGCGACAUUUCUAAUAAAUGCAAUUUAUUAUUAGUAGAGAACCGCCAGACAAAAAAAUCUAUAUCCACGACUCCAGAGGCGUAGACUCAGCUCCUAAGAGUGUGUAGGGAAUAUAGUAAUUAUUUUGAUUGAGAGUACCCCGGCAAAUAAGUUGAACACAAGUACGUGGGGCUGCGAAAAAUCUAAAGGUGGCGAAUACUGCCCGUUGAACUUUCUUGUAACCACUCCAAGAAGUUUACGUUCAGCUAGGCAAAGGGAAAUAUUAGUCAUAUUUAAAAAUCUGAGAGCAAUUUUGUUUAAUAUUGCUGAGUUUCUUGCUUGAAUAUUCUAUAGAAAGAGUCUUUGAAUUUUGACUAAAUAUACGAAAAAUACAAUACCUAUAUGUGCAUCGAAAGUAGGCCUACUUGAAAUAAAGUUUGAUUAAAUAUAUAUGUUUAUAUUGUUCAAAUUAUUUGCCUGGCUACGUUUGCGUUAUAAAUAUAAUACAAUAUCUGUGCAUAAUGCCUAUUUUCCCAAUUUAUUUUAAUUAUUAGGAUGUAUAAUAAUUUUAAGUAUAAUGCAUUAUUUUUAAAUUUAUAUUUUCCUAUGGAAAUUGAAUACUAUACUUAUAAUAAAUAAAUAAAGAAACUUUAUUCAGCUGUGAAACAAAGACAUCUUUUACGCAGCCCUGUAUUCUGACUAAGUCUAAUUACUAAGUCACUGUGGAUUUUAGACACGCCACUCCAUGCAAUUUCACAGUGAAAUCGUCAGUUAGUAUUUUCAAAAAUAUUACUCUUAAUAAAGUAAAUUGAUAAAGCAAAAAUUUUACUAGCCUUUUCCACAGGAAGCAUUGUGUAAGAUGACACUACACUAGCCCCAUGAAUUUCGUUAGUUUGGAGUUAAGUGAGACACUUAAGUUUAUCCUCGGACUACUGACGGAUACGCAAAUAAAACAAUAUUGGUACGACAAAAUAUUUUAAUAACUUUUCAAAAAAAUGGCGGGCUUUGGCUAGCUUGACGUACCAUACCAUAAUGGCGACAUUUUUGGCAUGGCGGUCAAGUACGACGACAUGACGGCUUUGACAAAUUGUCUAACUAUAAUCUGUAGUCGGUGCACUGGCUGACGUCUCAUCCGUUACAUAUCUCUAUAUAUUUUUUUAAUUUAACCUAAAUUUGAGGACUGCCGAUUUUUUUACUACAGUAACUACCUAUAUAAAGCCACGUAGUCACUAGUAUACAAAUGUUUCAGAUACCUAACUUAAAUGUAUAACUAGUAUAUAUUCUUUUAUAAUGUCCUUUACCUUUUAAGCCUGGAAGAGAUCGCUAUGCAGCGAUAAGGUCACGAAGUUGUACCCUAAAAUUAAAACUAUUUUAUUUAUAUAUCUUUGAUCUAAAAGUGUUUUCAUUUAGUAUACUAAUGAAUGCGAUUAAAUAUAAACCAAAUGUCGUGUCUUGUAUAUCCGCUGUACGAAGCUGUUUUGACAGUCGUUAAUAAAGUAUCAUACGCAAU